Telopea speciosissima is the source of this 901-nucleotide messenger RNA. Its product is annotated as tetraspanin-3-like. Lineage: Eukaryota; Viridiplantae; Streptophyta; Magnoliopsida; Proteales; Proteaceae. Gene Ontology annotation, cellular component: plasma membrane; plasmodesma. Gene Ontology annotation, biological process: auxin-activated signaling pathway. Bases 31 to 891 code for a protein of 286 amino acids. The transcript has 3 exons. The record is from RefSeq and is a predicted model, not a curated record.
AGAGAGAGAGAGAGAGAAUCAAGAAUCAAGAUGAUGAGAUUCAGUAACAGCUUGGUCGGAGUAGUAAAUUUCUUGACGUUCUUGCUAUCUGUUCCGAUUUUGGGGGGAGGGAUAUGGCUGAGCAGCAAAGCCAACACCACCGACUGUUUAAGGUUCUUGCAGUGGCCUCUCAUCAUCAUCGGUGUUUCAAUCAUGGUUGUUUCACUCGCUGGUUUCGUCGGAGCUUGCUACCGCAACACCUUUCUUCUUUGGUUUUACCUUUUCACCAUGUUCUUCAUCAUCGCCGCCCUCAUCGGUUUCAUCAUCUUUGCCUACGGAGUCACCGAUAAAGGCUCCGGCAGAUCUGUUUCGCAACGCGCCUACCUCGACUACUACCUCUCCGACUACUCCGGUUGGCUCAAAGACAGGGUUGAGCAGAAUAGCUACUGGUCCAAGAUCAGCUCUUGUGUUAGAGACUCCCAUGUCUGCUCCAAGAUGGGCUUGCAUAUUAAUGGGGUGUCUGAGACUGCUGACAUGUUCUACCUCCGAAAACUCAACCCUAUCCAAUCAGGGUGUUGUAAGCCACCAUCGGAGUGUGGAUAUGUGUACGAGAACGAGACGAUGUGGAACAAUGGAGGAGGAACAGUGAGCAACGAUCUGGACUGCACCAAGUGGAGCAACGACCAAACCCAACUCUGCUACGCCUGUGAUUCCUGCAAGGCGGGGGUAUUAGCCAGUAUCAAGAAGAGCUGGAGGAAAGUCUCUGUUAUCAACAUUGUGGUUCUAAUCCUCCUUGUCAUUUUCUAUAUCAUUGGCUUUGCUGCCUUCAGGAACAAUAAAAGGAUCGAUAACGAUGAGCCUUACGGAUCUACCCGAAUGACUAAAGCUCAACCAAGCAGGAUCCAGUUCUGAUGAAGAACAA